Populus nigra (black poplar) is the source of this 2529-nucleotide messenger RNA. Its product is annotated as serine/threonine protein phosphatase 2A 57 kDa regulatory subunit B' kappa isoform-like. Gene Ontology annotation, molecular function: protein phosphatase regulator activity. The record is from RefSeq and is a predicted model, not a curated record. The coding region runs from base 781 to 2280 and encodes 499 amino acids. Gene Ontology annotation, biological process: signal transduction. Gene Ontology annotation, cellular component: protein phosphatase type 2A complex. NCBI's taxonomy places the organism in Eukaryota, Viridiplantae, Streptophyta, Magnoliopsida, Malpighiales, Salicaceae. The transcript is spliced from 2 exons.
CCAGUUGGAAAACAAAAAACAGAAACAGAAACAGAAACAAAAAUCAAAUCAAAUCUAUGUCCUGAUAACUUCAGUUAAUCAAACGGUCCAAAUAUCACAUGAAGCCUCCAUCUUGUCCGAAAAUCCAUCAAAAUCCAAUUAUUAAAUUUCUACAAAGUACUUGCAUUUUCGGAGAAAUGCCGUAAUUGUCUCAUCAACCGAGAAUUUCUUUUUUUCCACCAAAAUAAUUGAAAACAAUUCCAAUAUUGUAUUGCCUCUUGCUUUUGUUUUGCUUUCACUUGCAGAAAGAGAAAAAAGAUCAGACAUUAACAUCAUCAACCAACACAAGGUUGCUCUUCCUUCCUUCCUUCCUUCUUUAGAUCUCUCUCUCUCUCUCUCUCUCUCUCCACUAAACCUCACAUUUGAUGUCUUCUGUCAUCAUCAUUACAUGAAUCUUUCUCAAAUUGAGGUAGACUAUCAAUGGAUGUUAUCAUUGUUUGAUUUACUAAAAAACCCAGUUUUCUUCUUUUAGUUUUAUUUGCCAAGAUCUGACCUUUCACCAAAAAUGUACCUUAAAGUUUCAAACUUUUCACCUCCUAUUAACAACCCUCAAAGCCUUGGAAUUGGAUCUACUCACAUUCUCUCAAAACCCUUUUGAUCCGUGACCAAAAUCUAGCAGAAAUAUUAGCCCUUGUUUGUAAACCUACUUAUUUACAAAACAUACCCUCCAAUGGCCAUGCUCUGGUAGCCAAUUUGUUAGAUUCUUGUGUUGUGUGGCUUAAAGUUUGAGUCUUUCUCAUAAUGUUGAGGCAAAUCUUGAGUAAGCUUCCAAGAAAAUCUUCAAAAACUGACUCAGCUGAGUCAGCUCGGCCUGAGUCUCCAGUAACUCAGCAGAUAUCCAAUGGCUCAAGUGCAGGUUCGGGGAAGUCAUCCAAUGGUCCAAAAAGAACGUCUUCUGUUGUAUUUCCAGCUAGUGUGGUUGCUGGGAUUGAGCCACUUGUGCCAUUCAAAGACGUGCCUAGUGCAGAGAAGAUGAAUCUCUUUGUGAGCAAAGUAAGCCUGUGUUGCGUAACUUUUGAUUUCAGUGACUCAAGUAAGAAUACACUUGAAAAGGAUGUAAAGAGACAGACUUUGCUUGAACUUGUUGAUUUUGUGGCUGCUGGGUCUAUGAAAUUUAGUGAACCUGCCAUUUUAGCUAUGUGUAGAAUGUGCGCUGUUAAUUUGUUUAGGGUGUUUCCUCCGAAUUAUAGGUCUAAUUCGAGUAGCAUUGGCGAGAAUGAUGAUAAUGAUGACCCAAUGUUCGAUCCUGCGUGGCCUCAUCUGCAAAUUGUGUAUGAUUUGUUGCUUAGAUUCAUCAAUUCUACGUGCUUAGAUGCGAAAGUUGCUAAGAAGUACAUAGACCAUUCGUUUAUAUUGCGGCUGCUUGAUUUGUUUGACACGGAGGAUCCAAGAGAAAGGGAGUGCUUAAAGGCUAUAUUGCAUAGGGUUUAUGGGAAGUUUAUGGUGCACAGGCCAUUUAUUCGAAAGUCUCUGAGCAAUAUAUUCUAUAGAUUUGUGUUUGAGACUGAGAGGCAUAAUGGGAUUGCAGAGUUGUUGGAGAUUUUUGGGAGUAUAAUCAGUGGGUUUGCCAUGCCUUUGAAAGAGGAGCACAAGAUUUUCUUAUGGAGGGUUUUGAUUCCUCUGCAUAAGCCGAAGUCUGUGGGAGUUUACUUUCAGCAGUUGUCAUAUUGUGUGGUACAAUUUAUUGAGAAGGAGCCCAGGUUGGCGAGCAUGGUGAUAAAGGGGAUACUGAAAUACUGGCCAAUAACUAAUAGCCAGAAGGAGGUAAUGUUCCUGGGUGAGUUGGAAGAGAUUUUGGAAGCAAUUAGCAUGGUGGAGUUUCAAAAGGUCAUGGUUCCAUUGUUCUGGCGGAUCGGAUGCUGCAUUAAUAGUCUCCACUUCCAGGUGGCUGAAAGAGCCCUCUUCUUAUGGAACAAUGACCAAAUUGUCAACUUGAUUGCUCACAAUAGGCCUGUGAUUCUGCCCAUCAUAUUUCCAGCAUUAGAAAAGAAUGCCCAUGACCAUUGGAACCAAGGGGUGCUCAAUUUAACUCUAAACGUCAGGAAGAUGUUCUCAGAGAUGGAUGAUGCAUUGUACCUGGCCUGCCUUGAUCAGUUCAGGGAGGAUGAAGGAAGGCAAAGCGUAUUGGCUGAGCAGCGGAAGGAAGCAUGGCAGCGGCUGGAGUAUGCUGCCAGUCUCAAGCCAAUAACUAGAAACACAGCCGUUUUGGUAACUCCUUUGGCGACCUCAAUUGCCUGUUAAGUCCCAUGGUGUUAUCCUCCUUCGACGGAGUCGGUUUCCAAAGCCAGGAAAAGAAAAUGCUGCUCUAGUAGUCUGGGUUGUAGGAUUUUUUUUGGAUGGUCCUGUGACAGCCAGUUAUUGUAACUUGGGUUGGUCCUGUAUUUCCUGUUGCUACUGUAUGGAAUAUUAAUUAUUGCUUCCUUGGUGUAAGGUUAUGAAGGAAGGACCAUGCAGUGGAUUAUACCAUUUUCUGUCAGCUAGUUUAGUUUA